This is a messenger RNA of Thrips palmi, 667 nucleotides long. RefSeq lists its product as uncharacterized. Gene Ontology annotation, biological process: sensory perception of taste. The coding region runs from base 5 to 583 and encodes 192 amino acids. Gene Ontology annotation, cellular component: membrane. The transcript is spliced from 5 exons. Lineage: Eukaryota; Metazoa; Arthropoda; Insecta; Thysanoptera; Thripidae. The record is from RefSeq and is a predicted model, not a curated record.
CCAGAUGGCCGAGGCCAUGGCUCAGGACUUGGAGAGGCUGGGAGUGCGGGGGCUGCGCGCGCACCGCCGCGUGUGGCUGGGCCUGAGCAAGGUGCUGUCGCUGCUGAGCGAGACGUGGGGGCGCACGCACACGCUCGUGCUGGGGCUGCUCUUCGUCUCCUUCGCCUCGCUCAGCUUCCUGCUGCUGCACAUCGUCCUCACCAGAGACAUGCUCUCCUCCAUCUGGUGGUUCAUCAUCAGCUACGUCCUGACCGUCUGGAGCAUCUACAGCAUCUGCAACUCGGCGCAGCACGCCACUGACUCUCUGAGGCGCCCUGCCACGAAACAGCUCCUGACGAUGUCCUAUUCCGCGAAAGAUGACAAGACGAAGAUCGAAAUUCUGCACUUCCUGCGAGAUAUUGAGAUCGAGCGGCCCAGGGUGUCCAUGUGCCGCCUGACGGUGCUGUCGCGGUCCAGCAUCUUGUCGCUGUUCGCCCUGGCCAAUACCUACAUCGUGGUGCUCUCCCAGUUCACAAUCUCCGUGGAAAUGGCCGAGACCAACUUUACGGAGGACCCCGGCAUGCAGGCCACGCCCGGAGAGUGACCCACCCGUGCGCCCCGUGCGCCCUGCGACCUUGGAACUUGCAUUAAAGUGCGAGCCUCGUUACCGACUACAAAUGUCUGCUCC